AUGAAGAUGUUGGUGGUGGUGGUGGUCGUGCUGCUGGUUCUGCUACUGGUGAUGAUGCAGCUGCUUCUGAUGACAGUGGAGGUGUUGAGAUCCUUUGAGGCGGUGAUGGUGUUGAGAUCCUUCGAGGUGGUGGUGGUGUUGAGAUCCUUCGAGGUGGUGGUGGUGUUGAGAUCCUUCGAGGUGGUGGUGGUGUUGAGAUCCUUUGAGGUGGUGGUGGUGUUGAGAUCCUUCGAUGUGGUGGAGGUGUUGAGAUCCUUCGAGGUGGUGGAGGUGUUGAGAUCCUUCGAGGUGGUGGUGGUGUUGAGAUCCUUCGAGACACAGGCCAAAAGCUGGCAGAGGGAGAAGAGAGAGGAGCAGACAGGUGUGGAGCACCUGGGGCUCCUCUGA
Knipowitschia caucasica is the source of this 387-nucleotide messenger RNA. The record is from the annotation of a GenBank genome assembly. Lineage: Eukaryota; Metazoa; Chordata; Actinopteri; Gobiiformes; Gobiidae.